AGAUAUCUGGUUCUCUUGCCGAAGUCUGUCAUGCAUGAUUUAGACUGGUUCCGUCUACUUCAAGCCUCACAAACAACAUGUCCACACCUGAUCUUUCUGUUCAGUCGCUGUUCAAUGUGAAGGGCAAGAUCGCCCUCGUCACAGGCGGCGGUACCGGUAUUGGAAAUAUCAUUGCCUCGGCACUCGUACAGAAUGGUGCAAAGGUCUAUAUUGCUGCUAGGAAGGAAUCCCAAUUGAAGGCGGCAGUGGCUGAGCUUAAUGCCAAAGGCCCUGGUUCCGCAGACUACAUCGUAGCAAACCUCAGCAUAUCUGGUACAGAUGCUCUGAUAUCCGCUCUCGAGGCCCGAGAGCCUGUGAAGAGAUUACACAUCCUUGUGAAUAAUUCAGGCGUCUCGUGGGGGGUGUCCUUCGAAAACUUUCCAGAAGACAAGGGGUGGGAUCAUGUUAUGGCUGUGAACAUCAAGAGCUUGUUUUACUUGAAUCAUCUGACAUCAAUACUGGCCGUCAAGUUGGGACCACAGAAGAUCACUGUUAACGCGAUCUGCCCUGGGAUAUUUCCCACAAAGAUGACGGCCUUUGGAUUCAAGAACGCAGGCGAGAAAAAAAUCUUAUCUCAACAACCAAUGGGUCGUGUUGGCUGCCCUUCGGACCUCGCUGGUCUCGCGCUUUUCCUUACGUCCCCCGCCAGUGCGCAUGUCACAGGUGCACAUAUCCUUUUGGACGGUGGUGCAACAUUAUCACGUCAAGGGAUUGCACCGCAGGUUCAACUAUGA
Molecule: messenger RNA, 773 nt
Organism: Suillus fuscotomentosus
Lineage: Eukaryota; Fungi; Basidiomycota; Agaricomycetes; Boletales; Suillaceae
Product: NAD(P)-binding protein
Exons: 8
Coding region: 78-773 (231 amino acids)
Source: RefSeq, a predicted model, not a curated record